AUGGCUAAGAACACUCUCCUUUGUUGCAUCCUCGCCAUCGCAUGCACUUUCGUGGUGGCCUCUGAUCCCGCGCCCUUGCAAGAUUUCUGUGUUGCAGAUUUCAAUAGUCCAGUACUGGGUAAUGGUGUUGCUUGCUUGGACCCCGAGCAUGUGACUGCCGACAAUUUCUCUUUGUCCGGGCUCGACGUGCCAGGCAAUGUGUCAAACCCGCAAGGCUCGGCGAUCACCCUGACCACAGUCGGACAGAUACCCGGGCUCAACACUCUGGGCAUCUCCUUGGUAAGGAUUGACUAUGCCCCAUGGGGUGUCGUCUCACCCCAUACAGACCCCCGAGCCACGGAGAUUUUGUUGGUCAUUGAAGGGACGCUGCUCAUUGGCUUCGUCACGUCCAACCCCGACAACAAGCUGAUCACCAAGGUUAUCCAGAAGGGUGACGUUUUCGUGUUCCCCGAGGGACUCAUUCAUUUCCAACAGAACGUGGGCUACAGGAGCGCCUUCUCGUACUCUGGUCUCAGCAGCCAGAACCCGGGUGUGGUUCUGGUUCCAGAUACGGUCUUCGGGUCGACUCCACACAUUGCCACUGAUGUUCUCGCCAAGGCUUUCCAGGUGGAUAAGGCCAUAGUUGGCCAGAUUGAAGCGAAAUUCUAG
Syzygium oleosum is the source of this 648-nucleotide messenger RNA. Its product is annotated as putative germin-like protein 2-1. The transcript is spliced from 2 exons. The record is from RefSeq and is a predicted model, not a curated record. Gene Ontology annotation, molecular function: manganese ion binding. The coding region runs from base 1 to 648 and encodes 215 amino acids. Gene Ontology annotation, cellular component: cell wall. Lineage: Eukaryota; Viridiplantae; Streptophyta; Magnoliopsida; Myrtales; Myrtaceae.